UAACACUGAGCUUCGGCUUCGCCCCAAGCGGACAAUCUCCGCGACGAAGAGGCAAGCGUUCGCCCAGCCUUCGAAGAAAGGAACAGCCCGGGUCGCCCUCGGCCCCACGCAGCAAGCCUAGGCGGCAGAAAACGCGCGGCGACACAGACGCCCCCGACAAUGGAUGUAUUCCUCAUGGUGCGACGGAAAAAAACCACCGUCUUCCUCGACGCCAAGGAGACAACCUCGGUGCGCGAGCUCAAGAAGAUGAUCGCCGGAAUCACCAAGGUCGCGCCCGAGAACCAGGUGCUCUACAAAGACGACCAGUGUAUGGACGACAACAAGGUGCUCACCGAGUACGGCCUCAACAGCAGCACGGCCAAGGCCCAAGCGCCAGCCACUGUGGGGCUCGUUUUCCGAGACCCCGACACGGGCAAGUUCGAAUCGCUCGAAGUGACGCCGCUCUCGAGCCCGCCCGAGCUGCCGGACGUCAUGAAACCGCCCGAGUCGCAGACCCACGAACAAACGGUGGCCUGAGAAAACACAGCUGCGUUGAUCGCCGACCACUUAUUUGCCCCCCGCCACCACUCCGAACAGCGUUUUGCGGCGUUGUUGACCUGCGCUUGCCUCCCUCCUUCUUCUUGGACCCAGAAUGAGCUGCUCUUACGCCUUUUCAACUCUUCCUUUCUCGACCACGGUUGAACCUUUCCUCUCGGCCACCCAUUUCUUCCGUACACCACCGCCGAGUGCCUACAGCUUUGGGGACUCCGUUCUGCUUUUGCCUCCUUUGGUUCAUCGCUUCCCAUCUCGGCCGCAGCUACGACCAUACGUUCCGUGUGUUUUCUUGCAUUUCUCAGUGCCGGACUGUCAUCGAUUCGGAACCGAAAAAAAAGAAAAGAAAAACAGAUUUGGUGGGUGACUUCUACGAACUGCUGUGACGUGUGACGGUGUGAGAUAAAGUGCUUUAUUUAAUUUUUUAUUAUUUUCUUGCCCGUCUUCAAAGAAGCGAUUUGUCUGUUUUCAAGCCUCGGCUGUCACGUGGUUGCUGUUGCCAGCAGCCACCCGCGUUGUCUGGGAAUGACGCUGCUUGUUUAAAUCUCUUCGGAGACACGGCGGAGAAAAGAGGGUGAAAGGGUUUCUUUCUUUUCCUUUGUUUUGGCUUUUAUUUAUUUUUUUUUUUUCGUACUUGACCCGCGACCUCUUAACGGUAACACUGCAUGUUUAGUUGCUGCAUUGGUUGUGGCAAGCUCGCCUCCCUGCGCUAUUUGCUGUUCAUUCUCAGGUUGAUCGCAGGAGUUGCCCGCCCUGAAAAUAGUUUCACCAGCUCCGUUGAUUUAGGUGUGUGUUUCUCGGCCAUGACUUCACAAUUCUUACCUCCGCACCAACCGUCAGUUAAAAACACAGCCUUGGCACCGGAUGGCAGCACUCAUGUUUUGUUGUUCAUAUCAUAAGGUUUUCGCCACAUCGCCCGAUUUUUUUAUAAUUUUUUUUUUGUCACGAAUUGUGUGAAGCUGUCCGGUGUGUUACUAGUGGAGAAAUACACAACCUCCCUCUUCAGGGGCUUGCAUAAGAGCUAAAUAUAAACUAUUCUUGGCACGGCUCUUGCUGCAUUUUGGCGAGGCAAGAAGAGCAGCUUGUAGACUUUCACUUCUUGAAAGGCCCAUGUAAUGAGCAGGUUGACUAGAGUUUGCAAUAAUGGAGUUUCAUUUUUAUUCUUUCACCUCGCAUCUUGUACAGCAUAUUAGCAAACUGACUCGCCAAUACUUUUUUUUUUUUCUCGCAGCAAUUGCCGAUUUGUGGUGCAAAGAACACGCAGUAUAAGCCUCGACAGUUGACUUCACGAGCCGUUUUUGAAUUGAAAGAUAGAUAUGCAUUGUGAACCGUAAAUGUUGCAUCCUUCUUGACAGCACGACCACUCUCUGGUAUUUGAGAUUCUGCCCUUGUCUUCACCGACGCACAUUAUGACAGUGUUAAGAGGUCUGAUUGUGCCCUCAUUUAAAACUUCCUCCCGUAAUUUGUAACAAAGUUUAGCUUUUCACAUUAGCCUUAACCAUGCACUAAGCUGCGCAAAUUUGUGGCAACUACAGCGUUGUUGUGUGGAACGAUGCCAUGCAUGUCAACAUUGUGAUAGCUCUCGUGAAUGCUUUUCACUGGAGGCUUUUGGCUCGAUGUUGAGCUAGUUUCUCGACUGGCCUUUAAACACAUUGGUUAUGUUGGGACGGGGAUUCACAAUUAGUUGUUGGCAUGUGUAGCAACUAUGCUGCUCGUCGCAUUUCAUUUGUUUUAAACAGUUUAGCUAGGAGCUUUUUGUAACAACCAAGACAAUUGUGUGUGUGUAAUGCUAGAACGAAUGUGAUGACACAAUUGGGUGCAAUUUUCUUUGUUCUUCAAAGAAGAAAUUUGUUGCCAGCUAGUGGGAGUAGGUGAGAUAUUACUUUUGUUAUUAAUAUAAAGUCAAGUAUUUAAUAGCCUCGAGGCACAUGCAUUGUUCUGAAUGGUAAAAACCAAAAAAAAUUUUGUACUUAAGGAGAAUCCAUUGUGUAGCAGACCCAUUUGGCUCAUUAAAGCAGUUUGUUUUACGAUUGUG
Messenger RNA from Dermacentor silvarum, 2566 nucleotides. It is a transcript of the gene EloB, whose product is annotated as elongin-B. Gene Ontology annotation, cellular component: elongin complex; VCB complex. Gene Ontology annotation, molecular function: protein binding. Gene Ontology annotation, biological process: transcription elongation by RNA polymerase II. The record is from RefSeq and is a predicted model, not a curated record. NCBI's taxonomy places the organism in Eukaryota, Metazoa, Arthropoda, Arachnida, Ixodida, Ixodidae. The transcript has a single exon. The coding region runs from base 160 to 516 and encodes 118 amino acids.